Leptidea sinapis is the source of this 6235-nucleotide messenger RNA. It is a transcript of the gene Cad96Ca, whose product is annotated as tyrosine kinase receptor Cad96Ca. The coding region runs from base 364 to 2211 and encodes 615 amino acids. Gene Ontology annotation, biological process: cell surface receptor protein tyrosine kinase signaling pathway; positive regulation of kinase activity; multicellular organism development. The transcript has 11 exons. The record is from RefSeq and is a predicted model, not a curated record. Gene Ontology annotation, molecular function: calcium ion binding; transmembrane receptor protein tyrosine kinase activity; ATP binding. NCBI's taxonomy places the organism in Eukaryota, Metazoa, Arthropoda, Insecta, Lepidoptera, Pieridae. Gene Ontology annotation, cellular component: membrane; signaling receptor complex.
UAAGGACUAUAAUUAAUUGGCUAGAGGUAGUAGAGAGGUUUGCUAAUGACGUAUUGCGCGAUCAUCGUCUCAAGCGCAACUCGAGUGGAGUGGGACGCGAGAUCCGGUACUGUUGUGACGUUUCGUGUAGUGAUAAUAUUACUUUUAAGUUUAGUGCUUAAGUGUUAAGAAUACGUGUGUGUUAAAGGAUUAAUUUACAAGUUACAAAUAUUUGAAUCUCAAUAGUGUAGUGAAUCAUUAAUAAGUAACGUACACAUUCAUAAAUGUGUUAGUGAAGUGAUGUGGUCACGUGAGCUAAAACAAAUGAAGCGACGCAAACAGCGUCUAGCAGCGCUACUCGAACCCGGCCAAUAACUUCAUACAAUGCUGGUAGCUUGGAUCAUAGCGGGAUGCCUAGCGUUUGGAUCAGCCCAGCUUCAGCUGCCUCCAGGGUUUGGCUUGCCGUCGAUCAUACAAGUGGAUCGCAACUGGUUUGUGACGUCGACAGACCCUAUUGGCACAGUUGUAACACGUGUUCAUAGAGAACGGACUGGCAAACAGAAUGUUACCUUCGGCUUGGAGACCAGCGGGCCUCCGACUCCGUUUACAAUAGAUCCGCAAACAGGAGUUGUGAUUGUUAACGAUACUCUUAAGGAUAAGGAAAACAAAUCAUAUUCGCUAUGGGUAACAGCUUACGAUGGUAUUUCACUACCCCAAAGGACAGAAGUAUUUGCGACCGUAACAGACGACACUGGUGUAAGGCCAAAAUUACCCCGACCCCCACCAUUCGCCAUUGCCAACUACCCCAGCAUGCCACUACCAAAGUUUACUCGGACCACAGAAAGAACCACCAAAGCAACAGAACCGAACAUAGAUGUAACAGUACCUGAAACUACAGUUAUUACAACUCUAAGUCCACCAAAAAAACCCGAAGAUGUCCCUGUGGAUAAAAUCAUUGAAAUUGAAAACCCAAAACGGAAUGAUUCAAAGAAAGUCGAUGAUACGAGAACAGGGAGUGAUGUUCCACUUACAGUUAUUCCAUUGGCGGCAAUUGGGCUUCUAAUUGCUAUAGUUGUUGGAGUAAUAAUAUUUGUUUGGAAAAAGAGAAAUAUUAAAGGAACAAAAAAAUCAAAAGACGAUAUGAGCAAAGACUCAAGUGGCAUCGUCCUACAGGACUCGUCUGCCAACUUGUGGGAUCGUCCCCGUGCUUAUUCUAAUCAAUACAAAGCCUGGGAUAAUUGUCAUUUACAGGUCUCUGAAGAAACUACGAUAAGCAAAAGUGAUCCUCAGGAUGAAUGGGAAUUUCCACGACAUCGUCUGAGGAUAUUCAAUAUAGUGGGUGAAGGUGCCUUCGGACAAGUUUGGAGAGCCCAGGCUAUUGAUAUCGAUGGUAAAAAAGGUGAACAAACAGUUGCCGUAAAAACAUUGAAAGGAAACGCUUCUGAGAAAGAAAAAACAGAUUUGAUACAGGAGUUGGCGGUUAUGAAAUCACUUGGUACUCAUCCGAAUGUAGUCAGGCUUGUCGGAUGUUGUACUGAAAAGGAACCCACAUUAGUGAUAAUGGAAUUCGUCAGCUUGGGUAAACUUCAGCAAUUCCUGCGCGAUUCCCGAGCUGAACGCCAUUAUGGAAACACUCAUGGUGGGAGCAUGUUUCUGACGUCACGUGACCUAACACACUUCGCCUUUCAAGUUGCGAGGGGAAUGGAUUUCCUUAGUUCGAAAGGAAUAAUCCACAGGGAUCUUGCAGCGCGUAAUGUUUUAAUCACAGAGGAGAGGACCUGUAAGGUUGCAGAUUUUGGGUUCGCGAGAGACGUUGCCGGCACACAUGUUUAUGAAAGAAAAAGUGAUGGAAGGUUGCCAAUUAGAUGGAUGGCUCCCGAGUCGCUCUACGAUGACAUAUUUAGUGUAAAAUCUGACAUUUGGAGUUUUGGUGUACUUCUUUGGGAGAUUGUCACUUUGGGUUCCACGCCAUACCCAGGAUUAUCAGCUGGAGAUGUCAUGAGAAAGGUGCGAGAUGGCCAUCGGUUGGAGAAGCCAGAACAUUGUCGGAGGGAGUUGUACAAUAUAAUGUAUUACUGCUGGGACGCCGAACCAUCAUCUCGACCAGAGUUCAAGGAGGUGGUUGAGAUGCUCGAACGAUUGUUGUGUACUGAGAUGGACUAUAUAGAGCUGGAAAGAUUUCCAGAUCAUUCGUAUUAUAAUGUUCAACAUUUGGAAGGAGAAAAGCUGUAGGUUACCUCUAGAGAUUCUUUUAUAGGUUCCUUAAAUGGUUAAGAAUUUACUAUUUGCUAGUACAGUUAAAGUAACACAUAUAAGUUUGACUUUAUUUCACACUAGAUGAUACCCCGCGGUUUCGUCCGCGUACACGCAGGACUGACACGUAGUAGCGACAUUUCAAUUAUUAAAAAAAAAAGAUAUCUUAUAAAAUUAUGCUGUUGCAACACUUUUUGUAAACAAUGAUGUGUUCUGCAAAGACGUCGUACAUUAUUUUAUCAUAUCGUUAAUACUCUUUGCACUGCAAGCAAUAUUAAGAAUAUUUUUGCUAUUUUUUUUACACUUGUGGUCACAUUAUUGGAGUUUUAGUAAGGAUCCCCAAUUUAUUUGAAUAUAUAAUAUAGCCAAUGGCACUUUGGGGAUAGUAUGGCUUCCCAAAAGUGAAAUAAUUUUUCAAAUCGGUUCAGUAGCUUCGGAGCGCAUUCGAUGCAAACAAACAAUCAAAUCUUUCCUCUUUACAAUAUUACUUACUUAAACACCUACUGACAUUUGUUGGUGGCAAAGAGAUUUUAAACACUUGGUUGGUAGCUAUUUCGGUGGCACAUAUAUUACAUGCAUUUGUAACUAGGCUAUUUCUGUAUAAGGCAAAUCUUUUUAGAUACUCGUAUUUAUUACAAAGAGUAUAAAUCUACCAUCACAACAUAACCCGUUUUAUCCCUUAGAUUAAGGAUUGGUCUCCGCUCCACCUAGAUGCCGCACUACCUAAGAACAAUAGCUUUUUUAUUACGGCAACUAUUAGAUGCUUGUGUGCGUGGCAUCUUGACACUCAAUGGCAUCUUUCAAAUAUUGUAACUUACGCUUCGUGUUAUUUUACAUUGAAACUAAUAAAAUAGAAAAUAUUUAAUGAUAAUAGUAUCAAUCCCAGGGUCUUUUUUAUUUCUUGUAGUAUUAUUUUUACAAAGUUUUACUGCGCAACCCUUCAUUUUAGUUUCAAUUAUUAGCAAAGUAAAAUAACAGAACAUGUGAAACGUCAACGUCACACAUUCCUCGAGACUGGCUCAAGAACGCCCAUUUGCGCGUAGUAUUAGUUGCCGCACUUUGCGACUACGUCUGCGGUAUCUAGUUGGAGCGCAGCGGAGACCAAUCCUUAGUCUAAGUUUUAACCUGUCAUUUGUACUAUAAAAUACUAUAAAAAUUAUAUAACUUGAAAACAAGAUAUUGUAAUUUAAGUUGUAUUAUAUUAUUCCUGUUUAGUCAAUUCUUAACAUAAAGUAAUUUCAGCAUACUGUCUUAAUCGAAAUAGUGCGAUAUAAAUAAUUCAUGUUAAAUUAUAAAUUUAAUGAGUAUGUUUGUAAUUUUAAGCUUCAUUGAACGAAAAACUGUUAUGGAUCUGGCAACUCUCCAACAUCAUAAUGAUGUCGCCAAUUAGUAGGCUUUAAGUCCAACUAAAAUCCGUUUUCGUGAAUAUAAAAUAAGAAAAAUGAAACGAGUUGUCAAUAAUAAAUAGUUGUUUUGUACAAGAUCUUCCGUACUGAUAAUAGUAAUAGUGUUCAUGUUAUUGUAAUGAAAUGAUUAUAUUAAUUGACAUUUUUUUUUGUAUUAGGCUAUCAGAGAAAAUAAAUUGUAAGAAUUAAUUAAUCAAAGAUCUUUAUUGUACCAUCGACAAAUUCAUUCAUGACCUACUUUGCUGAUAAUUCUGUUAAAAUCAUUGAAACAUUAAGUUUAUAUUUGCAUGAAAAAAAUUGUAUGACAAUUUGUGGACUACGGCCGUUCCCAAUAUACAGACUAUCUCUUACUUGAGACAAAAAUCGUAACUAUCGUUGAAUUUUCUAUCCCAAUAAACUUAUCGACGGUAACUCACGUUACCGUGUCUGUCAAUGGGACGACGUAUAGCUUACCAGCGAUAGAAGUUUGUAUGGAGAUUGCAAUUCACGCGUCCCGAUAUAAGGCGAUAACAAUGACUUGUCGGGUGUAUUGGGAUUUGGGAUAGCUCCAGAUUAUUGACAGCUAAUUACUGACAGUAGAAGUAACUUAUUUAUAUCCGUCGAUACUAUAUUGGGAACGAACAAAAUGAUAACAGUUACUUUGGAAAUGUAUUUUCAAGCGAAUUUCGACCUAAUUGUUUAUUAUGACUGUGGGAAAAUGACAUAAAGGUGGGACACGAUUCAAUUUUGUCGUCGACAGUAUUUGAGCAGUUGUCUGUGAGCCGCCCACAUAGAUUUCACUUACGUGACAACUUAGCCCAUGAAGGGUUCCGUAGCAUCAAGUAACAUAAUAUAAGAGUUCUUUAGUGAUAAUAUUUGAGUUCAUUGAAUGAAAGGUAAAUUGCGGUGUACGAUUUAUGACGUAUUAAAAAAAAAACUACUUACUAGAUCUGGUUCGAACCAAUCUUAAGUGGAAGUUUGCAUGGUAAUGUACAUCAUAUUUUUUUUUAGUUUUAUCGUUCUCUUAUUUUAGAAGUUACAUUGGGAGGGGACACACUUUUUACCACUUUGGAAGUGUCUAUUCAGUUUAGAAAAAAAAAUAUUAGAAACCACAUAUCUUUUUUGAAGACCUAUUUAUAGAUACCCGUAUAUACGGGUUUGACGAACAAGAACUUUUUAGUUUCAGUUCUAAGUUUCUAAGUAAAUCCCCAAAAUUGAUUGUUUUUUUUCUAUUUUUGUGUAAAAAUGUGGCUCACAGAAUACAUCUACUUACAAAGUUUCAACAGUAUAGUUACUAUAGUUUCGGAAAAAUGUGGCUGUGAAAUACGGACGGACAAACAGACAGUAAUGAAGAAUCCGAGUUCCGUUUUUUGCCAUUUGGUUACGAUAUCCUAAAAAUGAAUCAGAUUUGCUUCUUAUUGAAAGUUUCCCAAAUAACUCAUAAUCUUCUUAAAUCAAACCAGCAGUUAUGAAGUUUAUAAUCAGACAGAAGAAUAAAACUUCUUAUAAUUGGUUUUCUGGUAAAAAUAGCAAGUAUGUAUCUUCUUCUCAUGCAUUUAGAAUAAAACUGUUUUUUCAAAGAAUAUUCCUACUAAAGGCCUGAUAUUAUAACGAAUAUUUCAUGUCACAAAUAUUAUUUAUAAAAAAAGAAAUGUGUAACUUUAGAGCUCCCAUCGUCACUGUAAAUAUAUCACUGAAGCAAUUUUAUUAUUUCUUAAUAUAAAAAAUAUUAUAGAAACUCCUUUGCCAAUGUUUUAUUAGUCUUAUCACGGAUACUGAGGUAAUAUUUUUUGCGAAAAAGCCACCAUCUAUACGUUUUUAUUCCUAAUAUUAAAACGCACCCCUUAAAAUUACCAAUUAAAACUGUGUAUUAAUUAUAUUUGUUCUAAUUACGGGUUUUCCACAUUAAUUAAUGUUUUAAAAAUUGUAAUAAUUUUUUACCAUAAAAUAUAACCCUUUUUCAAAAACAUUAACUGUAUAUUUUUAACAUUGUACAAUUUAUAUCAAUAUCUGAUCAUAUUUUGUUUAUAAUAAUGUGCUGACUAUCUUAUAACAUAAAAUGUAUUUCUAAUUAUUCAAGGCAUACAAUCUACCUAUAUUACCAACUUUAAGAGAAACUUUUGUCACAAAUUUACCUAUUGCCUCUAUUUGAGUAGAUUAACUCCACAUUCGCCCCGCUAGACCCUUUUUUCUUAUAAACUAAAUGUUUGGCGAGACGUAUAACAUUUUUUCUAACCUGACUAACACGAAGUACUCGUAUCUUGCCCCAAACUAGGAAUAGCCUGUACUAUAGGUGCAAUACAACUUACAUAUCUAAUUCGGACACAAACAUACAUAUUCAUCAAUCGUUUGUACCUACCGGGAUACGAACCCAGGCCCUCUAGUUCAGUGCACAGGUUCACUGACCACAGAACUUAACUUAGAUUGUAUGCGAUUAAAAAUUAUGAACGAUCUGAAACGAGUUAAAAUUAAUGUAAUAUUUAGGAUUAUUUUAGCAGAUAGCUAGUCCUUAUUGUUUAAAUGUAUUUUAAUUUGAAAAUAAAUGUAAUAUAGUGUAAAUAGUUAUAAGUUGGCUUAAGAUGGAAGCCAUUAAUUUUGUAAUAAAUUGUUUUGUUAAA